Lodderomyces orthopsilosis Co 90-125 is the source of this 600-nucleotide messenger RNA. RefSeq lists its product as uncharacterized. The record is from RefSeq and is a predicted model, not a curated record. Bases 1 to 600 code for a protein of 199 amino acids. NCBI's taxonomy places the organism in Eukaryota, Fungi, Ascomycota, Pichiomycetes, Serinales, Debaryomycetaceae. The transcript has a single exon.
AUGAGUACAGAUAAAGUAGAGAUAUACACCCAACCACCACAACAGGACCAGAGAAGUGACUCUAUCGAAGAGUCAAUAGCCACAAAACUCGAGGAACUUAUUGAAAAACAUCCAAUAUUACCUGAAGAAGCACUUGAGGGAGAUGGAGAUGAAAAUGAGGAGGAGCGAGAGGUAAGGAUUCAUCAACAACAAGAAAGAGCUAAAGAAGAUAUCGAAAGGUCACAAUAUACCACCCAUUCAGAGAUAGCACAUAAGGAAGUACUGGAUUUUGAACCAGAAACUGAAUCAGAACAAGAAGAAGAGGCCGAGGGUGAUGUGGAAGUUGAUCAUGAUGGAAUGGAAGUGCCCCAAGGUAAAAUCCCGCUUGAUGGUCAGUUUUCCACUGACGAGUUGAAGAAGUUGGUUGAAGUAGCUCAAGAAAAGGGAAUACUAAGUGAAGACGUUGAUUUGAAAGUGGUUGAUUCGGGUGAAAUUGGUGAUAGAAUAAGAUUGGCUGAUGCUAAAGCUGACGAGGAAAAAAAGAAGGAGAAGGAGAAGGAGGAUGAGAAGGAGAAGGAAAAAGGGGAAGGAGAGAGUAAUAAAGAAGCAGAAGGUCAAUAG